Messenger RNA from Dermacentor andersoni, 1594 nucleotides. RefSeq names its product uracil-DNA glycosylase 2-like. Gene Ontology annotation, molecular function: uracil DNA N-glycosylase activity. Gene Ontology annotation, biological process: base-excision repair; base-excision repair, AP site formation via deaminated base removal. The record is from RefSeq and is a predicted model, not a curated record. NCBI's taxonomy places the organism in Eukaryota, Metazoa, Arthropoda, Arachnida, Ixodida, Ixodidae. Gene Ontology annotation, cellular component: mitochondrion; nucleus.
CAUCAUCAUAAUCGUCAAGCGCGCGUGGAAAGCGCGGAUUCCGAGCUCACUUGUUUGCGCAUAUGAGAUAUGAGAACCACAGUUGGUUCUUUAUUGUGUGGUGAGAACUGUGAGAGCGGUAGCUCAGUACCAUUCGUGUGUUCGUAAACUGCAGCAGGCAUCAUGCCUGGGCAAAGACAAAUAUCGGCGUUCUUUAAGCCUCUGGCAACGCCACCCAAGCAACCCAAGCGUCUGCUUUCCACCGAAGAUGCGGUACGUCACGAGCAACCAAUAAAAAAACUCAGAUCCGAAAGUAGUCCUGAGAACAAGACAGUUUCCCUUGCCAUUGACAUAGAAAAGAAGCGGCUUAUGGCCAAAGUCAAGCUCCAGUCUCGUGCGACUCCUAUUGUUCCGGCUGACAUAGGUUUAUCUUGGUUUGGCGCCCUUGAGCAAGAAUUCACGAAAGAAUAUUUUGUUAAGCUCAAUGGUUUCGUGCAAGAAGAGCGAAGAAAAUUUACUGUGUACCCUUCACAUGAAAAUGUCUUCAGCUGGACAAAGUCUUGUGAGGUGAACAAGGUGAGAGUUGUCAUCCUUGGACAAGACCCUUACCACAACCCAGGCCAAGCUCAUGGCCUUGCAUUCAGUGUACCCAAAGGUGUCGCCAUUCCUAUGAGCCUUCUGAACAUGUACAAGGAGCUAGCGAAUGAUAUUCCUGGCUUUCAGCAGCCUUCACAUGGCAACUUAACUGGAUGGGCACAGCAAGGUGUGCUGCUGCUCAAUGCUUGUCUGACAGUACGUAUGAACACGCCAAACUCGCACAAGGAUCGAGGCUGGGAAAAUCUCACUGAUGCUGUUAUUCGUCACCUCAACAAGCAGUGCAGCAACCUGGUUUUCUUACUCUGGGGUGCCUAUGCUCAGAAGAAAGGUUCCAUCAUUGAUCGGAAGAAACACCAGGUUCUUCAGUGUGCUCAUCCAUCACCACUGUCAGCUUCACGAGGCUUUUUUGGCUGCUGCCACUUUUCUAAGGCCAAUGAAUACCUGACAAAGCACCACAAGCAACCAAUUGACUGGAGCUGUUUGCCUUGACUUGUACUGAGUGAUUCUUGCCAUGGAAGAACUCAAGAAUGAAAAUUUCUAUUUCUGUGAUACAAGCAUUUAACCAUCUUUUCAUUUAUAUUCUGUUCACUAGUGCAAGAAACUGUGUCAUUUGCAUCUUCGAGCUUGUUUACAUGUGUUAUUGCCCACAGCAACAAAUACAUCACGAAAAUGUUCUGUCUAGAGUGUGAGAAGUGCCAAAGAUACCUGUGCAUUAUUUCCAAGUGUGGCGACAGCUUUUAUGCAGAGCAAUGUUUUUAAAAAAAAUUUGCCUUGUGCAAAAAUGUCAUUUUACUGGUGUUUUGUUCUUGAAAAUUCUUAUCCUUUCUUACAUGCCUGGUCGGCCAUCAUGUAUCACAGAAAUCUUUUGAUUAUUUCACUUAAUUUUCUUAUUGCAUGUGUAGCCAUUCAAAACCAGUUUUACAAUGCAACUUGAAGAGCAGCAUUUUUUAUCAAGUUAAUGUAGCCUGUUCAUUUGUGCUGCAAAAAAUUAAUGCUCAAUAAAAGCUUCAAAUAAUGA